AACAAAAAGUUUAUUGAUUUUGCUCUCCGGAAGUUUCUGUUUAUGUCCAAUCCUUCUUCGAGUAAACCGAAUCGGAAAACCAGCUUCGGAGACCGGUGCUUGCUCAUGGCUAAGCAACAACGAACUCGCCUCUACAUCCUCCGACGCUGUGUUUCCAUGCUCCUCUGCUGGCACGACCACUCUAUUUCUGACUAGCUCGUUAUCUGUUUUUCUGACUCAAUCAAAGUGCUGUGAUUUUAGGACUUUUUAGUUUAAUAUUUUACAGUUUUACAGUUUCACUUUUAGUUUUGUAGACUGCUUUUGUCUUUUCCCGGAAUCUCUGGUAUUUGGGCUUGUGCACACUGUAAAUAACAUGUGAGCUUUUUAAUAACAUCCUUUUAGUAAGCCCAAUAUGAUAUGUUCGCAUGUUAGCCCUAGUGAUUAUUCUUUUUGUUUA
Raphanus sativus (radish) is the source of this 436-nucleotide messenger RNA. RefSeq names its product small polypeptide DEVIL 10. NCBI's taxonomy places the organism in Eukaryota, Viridiplantae, Streptophyta, Magnoliopsida, Brassicales, Brassicaceae. The annotation marks the transcript as partial. The transcript has a single exon. Gene Ontology annotation, biological process: negative regulation of cell population proliferation. The record is from RefSeq and is a predicted model, not a curated record.